AUGCCCACCAAGAAGGACGAACGCAAAUACUUCGAUUCGGGUGACUACGCCCUCAGCAAAGCCGGCAAAGCCUCCGACUUGGGCGUCACCAACAUCGGCUCACGCCACCCAGUGCCGGAGAACAUCCCGCACCUAACCUCAACCUCGCCAGGUGCUAACAACUCUGCCAACAAUGGCAGUAUCAGCUCUCAAGGUGGGCAGCAAGUUCCCGGCAGCAUCAGCGGGCACCCUGGUUCGAUCGGGUUUCAAAGCCGCAGCCCGAUCAAGGAGGGAGGUAGCUACCUACACCGCGGUACCAGUAUCAGUGAGGGUGAGGCAAGCUCUGGUCUGGCCUCUGGUGAGAAGGAGCUUAGUGUCAGUCCCCCCGCUGCGAGAGAGGGUGUUCCUAUCCGUCGGUAG
Penicillium digitatum Pd1 is the source of this 399-nucleotide messenger RNA. NCBI's taxonomy places the organism in Eukaryota, Fungi, Ascomycota, Eurotiomycetes, Eurotiales, Aspergillaceae. The record is from RefSeq and is a predicted model, not a curated record.